Messenger RNA from Symbiodinium sp. CCMP2456, 2879 nucleotides. Lineage: Eukaryota; Dinophyceae; Suessiales; Symbiodiniaceae. The record is from the annotation of a GenBank genome assembly.
GAUGGCGAGUUCUCAGCUGGAACGCCGGGGGCUUAACUUCUGGUACAUGGCAGGAAAUAGAAACCUACGCGAGGUUGUACCAGUAUGAUGCGGUGCUCAUACAAGAGACGCAUUGGCGUCACGACUCAACGUGGUCGAGCUCAGCUUUUCACUAUGUGCACUUCAAUUGCCCGUGUGAACCGUACAAGUCCACAUGCGGUCAGUGUGUGCUGAACCACAACCUGCUUCACUAUCGGGAUCAUCAGGACUUGCAGAACGUGCUUCGCACCUUACAUCUCUGCGUGCUGAACACAUGGUGUCGGCCUCAACAUGGGCAGUUAGCCACUUUCACUUUCGGCAAGCUUGCCUCACAGAUUGACUUCUUGAUAAUCCGACAACAACACGCUGACGCCAGGGCCCGCAAGGCACAAAUCCUGGAUCAGUUCCCAGUGGGUGCAUGGAGGGAAGGAGCCAAUCAUCACCCUGUGGUCGCUACACUCACCAUGCCUAAGCAGGCUUAUCGAGCUCAGCACAAAACAGAUACAGUUCCGAAGUUUGAUCAGGAGGCCCUGACUCGGGAUUUACAAGCUCCACACACCUCGGAGGCGCUGGCAAAGCUUCGGGCGGAGGUGGCGUACAGGGUCACUGGCAUACAGGAUGUGCAUUCCCACUUGAUGCAGGCAGCCGCCAGUCAUUAUCCUUUGACGGUGAAAGCACCACCCAGGCUGGACCAGCCACAGGACCUUGCCAAUUCAGCAAAGCACAUGUGGGGUUUGUUUCGGCAAAUGAGACAGCAGCGGCGCACUGCACAGGGCGUGGUGACGGCAUGGCGGCUAUGGCAGCAGUUUCAGCAGGCGCACCGUCUGCACAAACAAAAAUCGCGCCAACGAACUAGACAGAGACGCGAUGAUCUCAUACAACAGGCCCACGACUCGGCGGCCACCGGCAACUUGUUCGGCCUCUGGCGGGUGGUCAAGCAGCUCGCCCCGAAGGCACCUAGAAAGCGCCUGCAAUUGCAUCGGGAUGGGCGCAUCAUUAGUACUGAAGAGGAGCUGCAGUGGAUACUGGAGGACUACGGUGCCAGAUAUGGAGCGAAUGCCUCAGACACGCCCCCUUCGGUUGACAACAGACUCGAUAGGAAAGCAAGCAUCGAUCCGAAUGACCUGACUCAUGUGCUACUUCGUCUCCACGCGCGUAAGGCUGUCCCUCGCGAGUGUGCUCCGACCAUCCUACUGAGGGCAUGCAGCCUACAGAUUGCCGAUGCUGUGACCGCACACGUGAACCAUCAGUGGGCAAAGUCGGUUCCUGAGGUGGAGCAAGGUUGGUCUGACGCGGAGGUUGCACUCCUUCCCAAGGCACAUGGGCGGUCGCAGUCACCGCUGGACUAUCGACCAAUCGGUCUGCAGGACCCGCUCGGAAAGGGCAUCAUGACUUUGUUGGUCCGGCAGGCAAGGAGGGAGAUUAUCGCGCUGAUCAGCAAAUUUCCUCAAACCGCUUAUAUUCCUGGUCGUAGCACCAGUACAGCUUUGCGGCAGGUGUUCAGUCACUGCUACCGGAUCCGAGAGCUCAGCAAGAACGAGCGUUUGUGGCAUCACCUGAAGCAGGCACUGGACCUAGCGGGCACACCGAUCCACCUACAAGAUCUCUUACUCACAUGGCUGGUCCAGGUCCGAUAUAUCUUCCAUCACCGCGACAAGACGGGCCUGAUAUCGCCCAAGUGGGGCCUCAGGCAGGGAUGCGUUGCCUCACCCAUCUUGUGGGCAGCAUUCACCUCACUCAUUUGUGUCGCCCUUGAUCAUCGACUUGGUGAGGCGUGGGUGGGUAACCAUGCGGUUCUCUACGCGGAUGACACUCACCUGCGGUGGGCCUUCGAGUCCUUUGCCCGGCUUGAAGGAUGUAUCUCUGAGGCCAGAACGGCAUUCAAAGUGCUGCAGAACUUCAAUCUCAAGGUCAACUUCGAGAAGACCAAGGCCAUCUUGAAGGUUGUUGGAUCUCAGCAGGAUAAAGUUCGAAAGGCCUAUGUGAGAUGUCAGGAGCAGACUUCCAGACUCCUGCUCUCCCCAAAGGACCCCUCUUCAUGGAUAUCGCUGGUGCCCCAGACGGAGUACUUGGGCUUGAUCAUCUCUUAUGGAUCGUUUGAACUUCAGUCGCUGCGCCACCGUGUCUCCAAAGCCAAUAAACGGAGGUGGGCAAUGGCCUCGAUUUUGCACUCACGCAAAAUGGGCAUCACAUACAAGCUUCGGCUGUGGCGAAGCUGUGUCCUCAGCACCAUGACUUACGGGUUGCAGAGCUGUGGAAUCACGGGCGACCAUGCACAGGAAGCACAGCGAUCGAUGAUGAAGCAUGUCCGAGCGAUUGUCUCCAAUCAGGCGCACCUCACGGGUGAAACGCAUGAGAGUAUUAUGCACAAAUACCAGAUCAAACCCUUCAUUGAGAUCAUCCGCGAAGCUCACGAACGAGAACAACACACGGCGACAGCUCGAGAGGACUGGAUGUGGGAUUCGUCAUGGCAACAACAUGUCAAGGAACAGUUGGAGCGCAGGACUGACCAGUUGAUCCAUUCUGAGGAGGCUGAGGUCGAACAGGAAAGCAAGGCAAACAAGCGGAGGAGACCGGAAGAGGGAAGCCAACGAUGGAACCAACAGGGGACCGGAAGCCGCAACGAGGACUCAUUACUAGUUUCUUUGGCCAAGCUCACGCUUCGUCAAGAGGAAGAACUACUAGUUCUCAAACAAGAUCACUCGCUGGUCCUGUUCAUGCGGCCGGGCAAAGACUCGGUACUCCACUUCCUGUACCAGACGGCGACCUUGUACAAACAGAAAAUCAAGGAGAUGCCGACAUGGGGAGCCAACUUCCAGCCACCCAGGGCCGUCCUAGCGCUGGCACUCUUCAAAGAAUUG